AUGUUCGGAGCCCGUCGGUCUUCACCUUCUGCUCCCGGGCAGCCUCGGCAGCCGCCGCCUCCACCUCCUUCCGCCGCCUCCGCGACAGCCCCGCGAGCCGCCCCGACGCAGGCCAUCAAGUGUGUGAUGGUAGGAGACGGAGCUGUAGGUAAAACUUGCCUACUGAUCAGUUAUACGACCAAUGCUUUUCCUGGAGAUUGCAGCCCUACUCUCAUUGACAACUAUUCUGCCAAUGUUAUGGUAGAUGGGAAACUUGUGAAUUUGGGUUUAUGGAAUACAGCAGGCCAAGAAGAUUAUGACCGAUUACGUCCCUUAUCCUAUCUGCAAACAGAUGUAUUCGUUAUUUGCUUUUCCCUUGUGAGUCCUGAAUCAUUUGAAAAUGUCCGGGAAAAGUGGUAUCCUGAAGUGCAACACCAUUGUCCUAACACUCCCAUAAUUCUAGUGGGCACCAAACUUGACCUUAGAGAUGAUAAAGACACGAUUGAGAACCUAAGGAAGAACAAGCUGACUCCAAUUACCUAUCGACAGGGUUUAGCCGUGGCAAGGGAGAUUGGCGCUGUAAAAUAUCUGGAAUGUUCAGCACUCACACAGCGAGGCCUCAAGACAGUGUUUGAUGAAGCUAUUCGAGCGGUUCUUUGCCCACCCCCUGUCGAGAAGAGGAAGAGAAAAUGUCUGCUGUUGUAA
Molecule: messenger RNA, 684 nt
Organism: Trichosurus vulpecula (common brushtail)
Lineage: Eukaryota; Metazoa; Chordata; Mammalia; Diprotodontia; Phalangeridae
Product: ras-related C3 botulinum toxin substrate 1-like
Exons: 1
Coding region: 1-684 (227 amino acids)
Biological process (GO): establishment or maintenance of cell polarity; small GTPase-mediated signal transduction; motor neuron axon guidance
Cellular component (GO): cell projection; plasma membrane; cytoskeleton
Molecular function (GO): protein kinase binding; GTPase activity; GTP binding
Source: RefSeq, a predicted model, not a curated record